Erigeron canadensis is the source of this 1831-nucleotide messenger RNA. Its product is annotated as putative E3 ubiquitin-protein ligase RING1a. Bases 198 to 1535 code for a protein of 445 amino acids. NCBI's taxonomy places the organism in Eukaryota, Viridiplantae, Streptophyta, Magnoliopsida, Asterales, Asteraceae. The transcript is spliced from 10 exons. The record is from RefSeq and is a predicted model, not a curated record.
UCCUCAAUAGCUCGGUUUCUCAAAAAUAAAAUAAAUAGGAAGUAAUACAAAAAGGUAAUUCGGCGAUUUGUAACACAAACACACAACUCUUUCCAUAUCUCUCUCAUCUCACACACAUAUAUAUACGCACACUGUAAUAAUUACUCCCAUUUGUUGUAUAAAUCGCUCGGUGAUUUCAAAACCGGCGGCGAGAGUCAAUGCCUGCUCAAAAACGUUCUCACGAUUCCGAAGAUGACGUCAACGUUUCCGAACAGGAUUCCCCAAACGACGACGUACAACAACAAGAGGAGUCUGGUGAUGAAGAUGAAAGCUCAUCUUCUUCUAGUUCAAGUUCUAGCGACGAAGACAAAGACGAGUUUGUUUUCGUAAAAUUGGCUGAAGUUCGCAAGGACGUGCAAUGCCCAAUCUGUUUAGGUAUAAUUCGGAAGACUAGAAAGGUUAUGGAAUGCCUACACCGGUUUUGCCGAGAAUGCAUUGACAAAUCCAUGAGACUUGGGAACAAUGAAUGCCCUGCUUGUCGUGCUCAUUGCGCAAGCCGCCGCUCCUUGAGGGAUGAUCCCAAUUAUGAUAACCUCAUUGCAAUAUUAUACCCUGACAUAGAUAAAUAUGAGGCAGAGGAAUUGGCCUUUCAUGAAGAAGAAAAAGCUCGAAAUAAACAGAUUCAAGAUUCCAUUGCCGAAACUUCUCGUCGCCAGCUAGAAGCACUGGGGAAAAAGCGGGCAAGUGCUAAAGCUACCGCGAAUGCAUUUAUGAGAUCACUGGGAAACACCCGAAAUUUAAGGGGAAAGAGAAAACACAGAUCUUCUGAACCUCAAGGUUCCGACAAUGAGGUUGAUGGUGAUAAUGAUAAUGAAGUCAGGUCUUCAUCUUCAUCAGAUGAGCCCUCUUCGGAAGUCAGACCCAAACGAUAUAAAAGAUGGGCAGGAGGUCAGUCUUCAUUGCCACCAAGUGGUACAAACGGAGGAUGUGACGACAAUGAAGCAGAAGGUUCCAGAAAAAUGGUUGGUGUGUCUGCCGGGAUUGUCGGUAGUCCAGAAAUUCUGACCUGGGGUCGUGGUGGCAUGCGUAGUGCUGGUAAGAAUGCAAAGCGCCAAAGCGCUAGUGCCAUCAAGAAUACUAGGAACAGCCACCUCUCGAGGCUGAUUGGUCAUCUCCAAAAGUUACAAAAAGACCAUGAUGAGCUGGAUAUCAAUCUCAAGCUCAUAUCCUUAGAUGAGCAAAAUAUACCCAACCUGCAUAAUUCAUUUGUUUGCUGCAAGCCAAGCGUUUCAACUUCAAAAAUCUGUCAGUAUGUUGCUCUUGAGAACAAUCUGCAAGCCAAAAAGGUUGAGUUGUUGUUGGUGAAGGGGGGCCAUUCUGACAUUGAUUCUUCAGCGUCUUCAAGUGUUUCACCUGCUGAACUGUCUAAACCAGUUGUAAAACCUCUUAUGGAUGAGUUACAACUGUUGAAUGAGCAUCAAUCCUUGUUGCAUAUUGCUAAAAGUUCCACCCAGAAGGAUCUGACUAUAGCUUACAGGGAGAGGUCUCUUAGCUAGGAAAACCGCCAUUCGUUUCAAAAGAGAGGAAUGCUGAGAUAUGCAAGAGUAAGGUUUGUUACAUACUUGCAUUAUGCCGGGGAGUUUAAUGUAAUGUCUGGUCCUUUGUAGUACAAUAACUAUGAUAAAUACAUUAACAUCAUUACAGUAGUUAAAGUUUUAAAAGGUAGCUACUCUAUACCUCAAGUCCUCAAUCAUGUUGCUGAGAUAUAGGUGCGUAAUUCAUGGAUACUGUAUCAUGAGAUUCGAAAAGGUCAGAAUGAAAAGAGAUCAUUUGUUGGCGAAAUUAAACAAAA